Messenger RNA from Pundamilia nyererei, 3356 nucleotides. It is a transcript of the gene hltf, whose product is annotated as helicase-like transcription factor. The transcript has 25 exons. The record is from RefSeq and is a predicted model, not a curated record. Gene Ontology annotation, biological process: DNA repair. Gene Ontology annotation, molecular function: ATP binding; ATP-dependent activity, acting on DNA; nucleic acid binding. The coding region runs from base 112 to 3018 and encodes 968 amino acids. Gene Ontology annotation, cellular component: nucleus. NCBI's taxonomy places the organism in Eukaryota, Metazoa, Chordata, Actinopteri, Cichliformes, Cichlidae.
CUAAAUCCGUUUUUACUUUUUGAAUAAGCAGCGGAUGAAAGUAGCUCAAACGUCAACAAAAUACGUCAAAAACAACAAACUACAGUCUUCGCCGAGAGGAAGUUAAACAUCAUGCAGUUCAACCGCAGGUGGAAGUUUGGUUGGGGCAGGUUCAGUGAGGUGGACCUCUUCACAGAUCGCCAUGAAUCCAAUGCAGAGACUCUCUCACAGGCCAUCAGAGCUGCAGCGUCUGAGGAGCCCGAUGCAGACGGCAGCGUGCUGUUUGGUCAGCUCAAGGGAACCGUGGUCGGCCUCAGAUAUUACUCAGGGGUGGUGAACCAAGGGGAGAUGGUCGGUUUAGUGCGGCAGCCUCAGAAUCCAUAUGACCGCAACGCAGUGAUGGUUGCCAACAUUUACGGAAAUCAAGUCGGACACAUCAAGAAGGAGCUGGCAGCAGCAAUGGCUUACAUCAUGGACAACAACUUAGCGAAAGUAGAAGGGGUUGUAUUCUCAGGGACGAAAAACACCUACACCAUGCCGGUGAUGCUGUCCUUCUGGGGGAAAGAAGAGAGUAAAAAUUCUGUACUGGAACAAAUGUCACGCCGAGGAUAUAAGCUGAACACAGAGGGAGGCAAACUGAAAGGCGACAAUCAGCAGUGGUAUAAUAGUCAAGAUGCUCGGGCAUUUUCAUCCAAAAAAGGUGUGACCACUGCACUAACUGCCGACGAGCUAAAAAAUGCAUUUGAUAACCUUUUCGAAGGGUUGAUGGAGAGUAAGGAUGGAGAGAAAGAAGCUGCUGUGUCUGUGGCUACUCCCCUCCUGCUCCAUCAGAAGCAGGCGCUGUCCUGGAUGUGCGCUCGGGAAAACAAAGCUGCCCUGCCGCCGUUCUGGGAGAAGAGAGGCGAGCUAUACUACAACACCCUCACUUGUUUCUCUGCCAAAGAGCUACCAGAGAGGGUUCGUGGAGGCAUACUGGCAGAUGACAUGGGGCUGGGUAAAACACUGACUGUAAUUGCACUGAUUCUCACCAAUUUUCACAAAGGAAAGCCGCUGCCUGUGGAGAAAUGUGUUGAGAAGGUUUCGCCCAUUAAAGCUAAAACGACGUCACAAAUGGCCCUAACACUGGAAGGAAGCAGCAGUGCAGUUGGAGCUGGAGUGAGUGGCACAUCAAGUGGUUCUAACCUUACCCAGGAGGAGGUGAUCUGUGUUGAUGAACCACAUGCAGUGAAGGCAGCAGAUAAGUCAGAGAAAAGUAAGAGCAAAGAGAAGAUGAAAGCAACCAAGAGAAAACCAAGCAAAGAGGGAUCGGUGUUGUUUGAGGAUCUGGACUUUGCUGCUGCUCUGAGUGGCUCAACAUCUGGCACAGGCUCAAAGAAGAAGAAAACAGACAAGAAGUCCAGUCUCACUCAGAUUGCUGAAUCCUCCAUCACUGAAAGCCCAGAUGACUUAAAAGCAAGAACAACUCUCAUCAUCUGCCCCCUCUCUGUGCUCAGUAACUGGCUGGACCAGUUUGAGCAGCACAUGGACCCUAAUGUGAAGCUGAAUGUGUAUUUGUAUUACGGUCCAGAGAGAAACAGGAGUAAAAAGUUUCUGUCCUCUCAGGAUGUGGUGAUCACCACGUACAAUGUCCUCUCUUCUGAUUUUGGGAAUAAGAGUCCCCUCCAUGGGAUCAGCUGGCUGAGGGUUGUGCUAGAUGAGGGACACAUCAUAAGAAACCCAAACGCACAGAUGAGUAAAGCUGUACUUGACCUGAAAGCUCAGAGACGCUGGAUUCUUUCAGGUACUCCCAUCCAGAACAGUGUGAGGGAUCUGUGGAUGCUGGUGGCCUUCUUGGGUCUGAAGCCCUUUGAUACGAGAGAGUGGUGGAACAGAGUGAUCCAGAGACCCGUUACGCAAGGAGACAGGGCCGGCCUGCAACACCUUCAGACACUAGUGAAGUGCAUCACCCUGAGACGGACCAAGAACAGUGAGGUGAACGGGCGGCCUCUGGUGUCACUGCCUGAGAAGAAAGUCUACGUGGAGCAGGUAGAGCUCAGCCAACCAGAGAGGGAGGAGUACGAGCUGGCACGCACUGAAGGAAAAAACACCAUUGGCAGAUAUAUAGCUGAAGGUACAGUCUUGAGGAAUUAUGCUGAUGUGCUUGCCAUUCUCAUGAGGCUCCGACAGCACUGCUGCCACCCUGACCUGCUGGCAAAGAUGUCCUCAGAUUUAGGUGCUGCAGCAACACCGGCAGAGCUGCGGGAGCGUCUCAUAGAAAAGCUGCGGUUGGUGCUGGCCAGCGGCUCUGAUGAGGAGUGCUCCGUGUGUCUGGACUCGGUCCGUCUGCCCGUCAUUACACACUGCGCCCACGUAUACUGCCGGCCAUGCAUCGCACAGGUCAUCAGCACUUCGGGACAGGAGGUGGCGCACUGUCCUCUGUGUCGAGGUGAAAUCAAGACCAGUGAACUGGUGGAGUUUCCACAAGAGGAAAUGGAAGAAGAGAAUAUUACAAAGCCUGAGAGGUGGAGGACAAGCUCAAAGGUGCAAGCGCUCAUGGGAAAUCUGCUCAGGUUGCGAUCUAAAGACAGCAGCAUAAAGUGUUUGGUCGUCUCUCAGUUUACACGCUUCCUCACCAUCCUGGAGACUCCACUCAGAGAGCAUGGCUUCAGUUUUGUGCGUUUGGACGGCACCAUGACCCAGAAGAAAAGGACUCAAGUCAUCCAGGAGUUUCAGAGCUCAGCGGCCGACAGCCCCACCAUCAUGCUCCUGUCACUCAAAGCCGGAGGAGUGGGGCUUAACUUGACCGCUGCCUCUCACGUUUUUCUCAUGGACCCCGCAUGGAACCCAGCUACUGAAGAGCAGUGCAUUGACCGCUGCCACCGUUUAGGCCAGAAAAGGAAAGUUGUAGUCACUAAGUUCAUUGUGAAGGAUUCAGUGGAGGAGAAUAUGGUGAAGAUCCAGAGGAAGAAACAGGACCUGAUGGAGAAGGCAUUCGGAUCCACCAACACUGACAGGAAGACAUCUCGCAUCGAUGACAUCGUAGCUCUGAUGGAGCUGUAGACGUCUGGUACUGGACUUGAACUGAAGCGUUAACACGAGUUACAAACAAUGAUUUGCAUUUGAACCGUAAACCAUCAGUUAUUGUGUGUUCGUUCGUCAUGGUCAGGCAUAGUUUCUGUUGAUGAUAAAUGUGCUCAACGGUUUUUAAGUCACCAUUUUGAUACAAAGAUGCAGGACGUACCACUUGGCAAGCAUUCAUAUUAUUCAGCUGUGAUGUUUAGCAACUGCUACUCUUGAUUUACAUGCUUUAACAAGCCAAUACUGUGCUGAUUACUGGAAGCGGCUGAUAAAGAGAUUAAGGUUAAUAAUUAAAGGAGGUGAAGGUUGGACAAACCUAA